AUGUUCAAGAUCCUGCUUGUCUGCGCCCUUGCCGCCCUGGUGGUCGCCAACGAGAAUGCCGAGGUCAAGGAGCUGGUCAACGAUGUGAACCCCGAUGGCUUCAACUCCAAGUUGGUCCUCGACAACGGAGUUGCCUCGUCGGCCACCGGCGAUGUCCACGGAAACAUCGACGGCGUCUUCGAGUGGCUUUCCCCCGAGGGUGUCCAUGUGCGUGUGGCAUACAAGGCCGACGAGAACGGAUACCAGCCCCAGAGCGACCUGCUGCCCACUCCCCCACCAAUCCCAGAGGCCAUCCUCAAGGCCAUCGCCUACAUCCAGGCUAACCCCGGCAAGAACUAA
Molecule: messenger RNA, 339 nt
Organism: Drosophila rhopaloa
Lineage: Eukaryota; Metazoa; Arthropoda; Insecta; Diptera; Drosophilidae
Product: larval cuticle protein 3
Exons: 2
Coding region: 1-339 (112 amino acids)
Cellular component (GO): chitin-based extracellular matrix
Molecular function (GO): structural constituent of chitin-based larval cuticle
Source: RefSeq, a predicted model, not a curated record